Molecule: messenger RNA, 1357 nt
Organism: Myxocyprinus asiaticus (Chinese sucker)
Lineage: Eukaryota; Metazoa; Chordata; Actinopteri; Cypriniformes; Catostomidae
Gene: her13
Product: hairy-related 13
Exons: 4
Coding region: 136-810 (224 amino acids)
Biological process (GO): anterior/posterior pattern specification; regulation of transcription by RNA polymerase II; regulation of neurogenesis
Cellular component (GO): nucleus
Molecular function (GO): DNA-binding transcription factor activity, RNA polymerase II-specific; protein dimerization activity; RNA polymerase II cis-regulatory region sequence-specific DNA binding
Source: RefSeq, a predicted model, not a curated record
CCCUCACUCGAGCCCCUCACUGAUGAACUGCCAGUCACGUUUGGUCCGAGUGGCUGCCAUACAUAUUCACUCUCUGCUGUUUCACGGACCGAGCGCUUUCGAACCGCGGAUCGCUGACCAAGCCCUUGAUCGGUAAUGACCCCCGCCGCUCGUCUCGGUAAAAACGGUUACGCUAUGGAGGAGGAUGACUUUUAUGCCGUUAAAGGUGACAGAAAGACGCGAAAACCUUUAGUGGAGAAGAAAAGGCGAGCGCGCAUAAAUGAAAGCCUGCAGGAACUGCGGACACUGCUCGCGGAUAAUGAUCUGCAGGCAAAGAUGGAGAAUGCAGAGGUGCUUGAAAUGACAGUUAAACGAGUUGAAAACAUCCUACAGAACCGUUCUCAAGAGACUGAAACUAUGAACCGCGAGGCCAGCGAGAGAUUCGCUGCAGGUUAUAUCCAGUGCAUGCAUGAGGUGCACACUUUUGUGUCAACGUGCCCGGGGAUCGAUGCCAAUGUGGCGGCUGAGCUGCUCAAUCACCUGCUGGAGUGCAUGCCAUUAAACGAGGACCACCUUCAAGAGAUGAUCAUGGAUCUCAUAUCAGAGCCUCCCUCCUCCAGUGGAUCAUGGCCAGCCGGAGAAGCAUUGAGUCCAGGAGGCCACAGUGUAUCCGACCUGUCCUCAGUACUGUCCCCAUGCCUGUCCAACCCUUCCAGUGAGGAUCUCUGCUUUGACCUGGAGGAGACAGAGCCAGAAGCAAGCCCAGCAUCAGCUGAGGACCGCCUAAACUCCACCAUCACACACUCCAAGUUCAUGUGGAGGCCAUGGUAGAAACACUUCUCACACGACCAUAAAUGAUCAAUAUCUUUCUUCAUACUUCAUCACUUAAUCCUGAUUUGGAACAUGGUGGGAUUGUUUUCUCAUCAGAUUCUCACGAGGAAAUGGUUGGAGUUUGUGGAUUUUACAUGCACAGGUUGAUAUAGGGGAAUAUGGCAUCGUCUCACGGGUCAGAAUGGAGUGACUUUGAAAUAUCCCUCCAAUAACUUCAUAUUCAUGCAAACAUGAUGGACUUGAUCGUUUUUUUCCUCCAGAAAUGGAAUGUCUUGAUGUAUAACAGCUCUUUCAGAUAUCGAAUAGCAGAUUUUAUUUUUUAUUUUUAGAGAAAAGUGAAAGCGUCGGUUUAGGGUAGGAGGAAAGAUGUUUUGUGUCUUUGUAGACCUAGAUAAUAGUACUAAAAGGUCGCAGUUUGAGAGAUUGUCACAGAUAAGGCCUACUGUAAAUAUGGUUUUCAUGGGCUACCGUGUAGUAAUUAUAAAAUUUUAAUUUUUAAGAUUGUUUAUGUAUUUUAGGAUUUUGAAAUAAUAAAACAAAUAUUUAA